CUAUUUGUGACAUUUUUCUUAACCCUGCUUUAAAAGGAACUAAAUAUGCUGAAAACAAAAAGAAACAAAAAAUGAAAAAUAUAUUUAUCUCGUCUAAAAAAUCUGUAGGAAUUAUUGUUGCAAAAGAAACAGCAAUUACUAGUGAAAAUAAAAAUGAAACCACAAGCAAAACUUGA
Molecule: messenger RNA, 176 nt
Organism: Dentiscutata erythropus
Lineage: Eukaryota; Fungi; Glomeromycota; Glomeromycetes; Diversisporales; Gigasporaceae
Source: the annotation of a GenBank genome assembly